Molecule: messenger RNA, 6876 nt
Organism: Leptopilina boulardi
Lineage: Eukaryota; Metazoa; Arthropoda; Insecta; Hymenoptera; Figitidae
Product: U11/U12 small nuclear ribonucleoprotein 48 kDa protein-like
Exons: 6
Coding region: 108-1286 (392 amino acids)
Source: RefSeq, a predicted model, not a curated record
CCCCAUGUAUCAAACUAUCAUUUGUGCGUUGGCCUUGACGAUCGUUGGCUAUUGAAGUUAAGUGUAAGCUUAAAAUCUAAUGCAAAAAAUCAUGUAAGUUCUGUAAAAUGAAUAUAAAAUCAGCAGAAUAUCGUGAACAAGAGUUAAAUAAAUUGAUUACAUUUUCUAAAAGUACCGAUAAUGUUUUGGAAAAUGUCUUAUCAAUGUUCCAAUGGACUCGUAAAAAUGUGGAUGAAAAGGAAGAACAUUAUGUAACGUGUCCCAUCAAUCGUGGACAUCGACUUCCUGAAAAAAUGUUACAAAAGCACAUAGAUAUUUGUCGGUGGACAGAAGAAGGUUAUGAUCAAUAUGAUGUUGAGCUUUCAGAACCAACUUUAUCACCAGAUAAUCCUUAUACUAUUAAAAUUGAUGCAGAUCUUCAGGCUAAAAUAUUACUCAUGGCGAAGCAAAAAAAUUCUAAAAUGUUGUUAGAAAAUUAUGAAUAUAAUCUCUGUCUCGGACACGCCGUUGUUUAUUUUGCAUUGAUAAAAAUAGGGGUAGGAGACCAAAUGAUUCCCCGCACAUCGAACAGAAUUUUCUCAUCUUUCACCAGUGAUGAACGUACAGCUAUUUACGAUUAUGUUAUUGCCAACACUCAAAAACUUAACAUUGGCCAGGAUAUUGCAGACUUGAACAAAACGAAGGAAAAGAAAGAAGAAAAAUUUAUUUCAUACUUGGAUCUUUUAGUUCAAGAGCGCAAUUUAAAAAGGCGCAGAGCAAAGCAUCGUGGUGUUCAUACGAAUAAAAAAUCUCAUGUAGAAGUCUUACGAGAAGUGAUAGAGCAGCAGAUGGAAAUAUUUAAAGAAUACCUCUCUGAACAAGAUGUUCAAGAUGGAAAGGAAGAAACAGUGCAAAAAAUUAUUGCCCCUCCAGAACAUUCUAUAAUGACCGAUGCAAAUUAUGAAACCACAAAUUACUCUCCUGACCGUUACGAGACUUACUUUCAAAGGGAAAAAAAGGACGAUCGACAUUAUAAAGAAGAUAACAGAAGAGAAUAUCCUAAACAUCAAAAUGAAUCACAUCAUCAUUCAUAUAAGCGAGAUAAAUGUAGAUCGAAUGAGGAACGAUAUAAAUCAAGAGAAAGAGAGAAAUAUAAAGAUAGGUAUCAAGAUGGGUCAAAAGAUGACAGAUCUCGGAAAAGAAAGAAAAACAAAUCCAAAGAUAGACACAGAAGUAGAUCUAAUGUACGUAGAGAACUAAAACACCAUGAACAUAAAAGUAGAAAACGAAGUAGGAGUAGAUAUUAGUUAACUUUUGUAUUAAAAAGCACUUGAAUGUCCAAAGUAGUUUUGUUUUCUACAGUACGAAACAAAAUUUUCAGUACAGAACAUAAUUAUUAAUUGACGUGUUAUUAGUCAAGAUUUGAAAAAAAUUGAUUUUUCAGUUUUCGUAUUUUUCUCCAAUUGGUCUACUUUUACUCCCAUCUGGGUCUUCUCGGUUCGUGCGUCUGAUAUACUCAAAUUAUAAAACUUUUUGAAACUUGUGAAAACUGUUAUUUCAGUGCACUUUUCAUUUUAUGAUAAUUAUACUGACAGAUUUCGAUUUACUAGGCAAAAAAGGUAUAGUUACCUUGUUCUACACCAAUUUAGCAUUUUCAUAAAAAAAUGCCAUUUAAAAUUUUUUUUUAAAUAACAAAUUUUAGAAUAUUCUCAUGAUUUGUUUACAUUUUCAUGUUUCUUUACAUCUCUCAACUUGAACUUGUCUUUAAAAAAAAUUAUAAAUCUAUGCAAAUGAAAGAACAAAAUGUCAAAUGAAACCAAAUUCUACAUUAAGAUAACAUUUUUACAAAUGAAAAAUAAAAUUUGAAAUUGUUAAAUUAUAUAGUUAUAAAUAUAAAUUUUUAUUAAUUAAAUUGAAAGUGAAUUUGGCUUCUAGAAUAAAAUUCGGCAUCAGAAUUCUUUCAAAGUAAUUGACAAGUUCCGUAAAAAUUGUAUCGCUUCUAAAAGUAAAACAAUUGGAAAGUAGCCACCAGCGUUUAAAGGGUAAGUUUCUUAAAUGUUUGAUUUAUUUUUCUUCUAUAGUCUUUUCCUAUCUGAUUAUGAUAGGAUUAAUGAUUAUUUCUCUCACUCAACUCAGCUUAUAUUGAUUUAAAUCAAGUUUCAUUUAAAUUUAAUUAAAUGUAUUUUUCAGUGGAUAUACUUCCCAUGUUCCCUUAGAUGAAAACUUUCUUUCUUGUAAAUGAUUCGGAGCGUAUAUUAAAAUUAGCUUUAUAUUAGUCCCCUCCGGACUAAAUAAUGCAAGGAGAGUUGAGAAAAAUAAUUUGAAUAAUUUUCAAAAGUAAAUUCAAAAUAUCUCUGAAAACGUUAUUUUUUAAAAUUUUAAAAAUUUUGCAAACCAAUUUUCGUUAAAGAAGCGAAUGUGGUAUAGUAAAACACAUUUGAAUGCUCUCAAACACUGUCAUUUAUUAUAGACGAUAUCCUCCGAAGAGGAAAAUUAGGUCUGUUGUUUUAAUUUAAAAAUUAUUACUCGUGACACCUUUGUCUCUUCCUCUGCCUUUCGUGUUCAACAGUUGUAGUUCGCAUUCGAAUGCUUUGUGAAUGGUGAAUUUUUGGCACUCAUAGCAUUUGCGAAGACUUUGACCUUUUAAGGGGACAUUCAUUCAUUCUUUAUAUGACCGUUGUUGUCGCAUUCGUUACAACGCUGUUUAAAUUAAUUACAUAAUAAAAUUUGACCAAAUUUAAUUUAAUUUUAAUCUAAAAAUUAUUUGCUUAAAACAUCAUCAAAAACUGGCCUCGACAUUUAAUAAAUAAUGAAAAUUGAAAUAAAUAAAUCUUCAUCGUCAGGCGCCAAUUAAUUCUUAAGAUAAUUAAUAAACUAUAAAAUAACUCUCCUCCUCUACUUCCUUUCAUGCUCCUCUAAGAGCUGAUUGAUUGCACGAUUCAAAAUGAAAGCAGGCAGACUCGCCAAAAAUUUAGUUAGGGCUAUGAUUUUAGCAGUUAGGUCUUCAUCAUCUCCUUUCUCCAUCGCUUUUGCCUCAGAACGAGGAGAUUGGAUCCCUUUUUAGGUAAUGGGAUGAGUUGUUGUCUUUGAAACUUUUCGAUAUCCUCGAGGUCUGUAUCACUAAUCAAUCCCCGUAUUGGUUCUUUUUCAUCCCUUUUUCCUUCCUGGCUCGGCCUCUUAUCUAAAAUUUACACAGAUUUCUUUGGGGGACAGUGGGGCAGUGGUUAUUUCAUCCUUAUGGGGAAAUAUUAAUAAUGAGGUUCAUUUCUACGCUGUCUCAUCGUCCUGGAACUCCGGGAUCGGACGGUGUCUAGGCUGUCUCUAGGCACCUAAUUUUAAUAACUUCUCCGUUACUGUCCUUUUCAAUUAACUUAUCGUUGUUAGCAAGUUGACAAUUAAUUUGUCGUUUUCCAUUUGAGAAGUCAUGAGUAACCGUGUAUUCUCAUAACGAAAAAAGAGUAAUUUUCAUGCUGAAUUGAAUGAUAAAGGCAGGUUUGCGAUUAGUUGAGCCGCUUUUCCAGUAAGCGAUGAGCUUGGACAAUGCAUCUUUUCGACGCUUUACAUAUUUGAUUUUAAUCACUAAUGAUGAGAGUAAAUCCUUAAAUGAAAUCCACGAUGAGUAUUCGUCUGAGAAUUGAGGCAGUGAGAUUUCUGGAAGCUGUAUUCGUUUGGAAUGAGUUGAUUCCGUUUAAUGAAAUCAUUGAUUAACAGUCAUUCUUAAUAUAAGGAUGAUUUAAGAAUUCAUAAUCACAGUUUUUACCGAGCUCAUUGUGACUGCACGGAACAUGUAUCUUUCCAUGUGAGAAGUAGUAUGUUUUACUUCUACGUCAGAAGUGAGAGAAUCUGUUUUUUCAAGUUGAGUGUCCCCUUAUCCCGCGUUUGUAUUUUUAUGGGAAUGAGUGCUCAUUGUGAGCGUUGAAUGAGAAGUUAUCAAAUGGAAAAGAAACAUUUCUUUGUUUUCAUUUAAGCUUUUUAUUAAUGCUUUUCAAAAAUUUUCACUAUGUAUGUAUAGUGUAAAUCAACUCAAACUUUUAGGAAUCCACAUUAAAUGUAAUAAAGUUUACAAAAUCACUUUUUGACAGUAAUAAUUAUCUUGGUUGGCUCCCAUUAUGUAUUAGCUGUCCCUUCAUAUAUUUAUUGUGAAGUCAACCAUAUGUUCUUUAGUGAGGCAUUCGUAAUUUUGCUGAUAGAAACAAGUGCUCUAUUUAACAAUGGUAUUUGCGUAAUUAAAAGCACUUUAAUUGGAAUGCCCAUAUCUUCCAAUUUGUUCCUCUAUAAAUGUUUUGUCUUCUUUGCCUCUGGUUUCUUUCUGGGAUCAAUUGACGAACCUUCACCACUUGCUGAGGUAAUAAAGCUAGUGAAAUUUUGACAACAAGAAGGUUUGAUAUUGAUUUCAGGCUGUGAUGCUAAUGCGCAUCAUGUUGUUGUGGGCAGCACUAACAUCAAUAAAACAGGCAGAAAACAAUAAUCUGCUUUAGACAUUGCAAUCUUUGUUGGAUGUAUUCCUGUUUGACUAUGGGUAGAAAUUUUUAAGGCUUUGAAGUAAAAUUUCUGUAAACUGACCUCAUUUUGUUUCAGCUGGUUAUUACAUAUAUACAUAAAUGGAUGAUCAAAAAAUUCAUAAUCGCAGCUAUCACCGAUUUGGUUGUGAGUAAUUGAGAAUUCCAUCCAUAAAUCAUUAAAAACUGUAAUGGUUGAGUUGGCUUCGAUGAGUGAAUAAUUUUCUAAAAAUGACCGUGAUUGUUCAUAUACUGUUUCCUGUCAAUUAAGACGACCGAAUUUAAUACGGAAUAUUAGUCCUAAAAUUUAAUCAGGGUAUACAUAUAAAUAAAUAUACUAUACCUAAGUAUCCUUUCUAAUUUUUUUUAUUAAAAAAGAAUGAACAUCGUUAUAUUUAUAUACAAGUUAUUGUAAAUAAAUAAUGAACUUAGUAAUCUCAUUCGUAUAGAUAAAUCUGAUCUCAGAAUAGGAGAAUGAGUCUUCAGGAUGGAUUCUUAAAAUCACUCUAUUUGUCAAAUUCAAUGAUUCCAUUUACAAGAACCAAAAGUUCGUUAUAAAUGGAAACUAAUAUUUUAAAAAAAGAAUUGUACGACAAGAAAAUGUAAUGUAAAUAUAAAUUUUAUAUAAAAACAAAAGCAAAAAAAUCUGUGCAAAAAUUAUUUUAGUAAAUAAAUAAAAAUCAAUGAAAUAAUAGCAUUUCAGAUAACAAAAUGAAAAUAUAUUUGGAUGUUGAUUUCUACAUUCUUUGUAUACAAUAUAACUUUCCCAAACCUUAUUAUAAAAUAAAAAACGUAGGGGUAGGGAGUCAAAAGUGCCAAAAUAAAAUUGCCAACGCCAAACUUCAAAAAAUAUAUGAUAUUCAACUUUAAGAAUGCAACUUCACGUUGUGUGCAGUUUCAUUCGUUUCUUUUUUUUUAAUAAAUUGUCAGUGCUGCAUGAAAUGUCAGUUUCUUAAAUUAUCGGUAUACUACAUGUUACGGACGGAUUUCCGUAAUUUUUUUUUGUUAAAUAUUAUUUAUUAAAAAUAAUAUUUAUUUAAUUUAAUUAAUGUUACAACUAUUUGUCAAUUAUAUAACAACUGCAUAUACAACACAAACACACACACAUAUUUAAGUUUCUGAUACUAGAAUAUUCAAACAAUAUUUCUAAUUACUUUAACAACUAUUUAUAAUUUCAUUUUUUUUAUUUAUUUAAUUUCUAUAUCAAAGCUUAUUUCGCAAAUGAUGUCAGAUUAUUGAACUCAAUAUUGCGAAAUAAUUUGAACUAAAUUGUCAAUCGAUUUCGCUAAUUGUGGGACUUACAUGUAUAAAAGUUGCCACAUUAAUUUGUAAAAUUGGGAAACAUAAGAAAUCAUAAGGGUAAUUCAGGUGGUUGAACUGAUCACGCCACUAAUAAAAUGCAAGUUUGCUAAAACUUGCAUGGAAACAACGAGGUGUUGAUUGCAAAAUCAACCCUCCCACCACUUAAAAUUAUAUACCAACAGGGUGUGAUCGUUACCACCGAAUUAUUCUUCGUGGAGUCUUAUUUUGUUUUUCCCGCAGAGCGGAGGUAUUUUUCCCGCAAAAAGGCGGACGAUCAUAAAAGUUUUACUCCCACUGAGAGUGGUUGAGGUUCUGUUUGUUCCCCGUAGUAAGGGUUGAAAGUGUUGAAUUUAUCAAUAAAAUACAAGUGGAUAUUCUACGGUUAGUGAAAUCUAUUGAAUUAUAAAAAAAUCGUUUUAAAAAGAGAAAAGAAAAAUAUAAAUAUUCAAUUAUUUAAGAGCCAUAAAUGUUAAAAGUGCAAAUUACAUUUAAAUUCAGAGAGUGAUUUUUUUUACAACAAUUGUUUAUAUCUCAAAAUUAACUGUUUGGAAAAUUCAGGUUUGGUGAACCCAAACUUCUGAAUUUUUAAUAAGCAGAUUUUUGAAAUAAUAAAAUAAUUGUUUCAAGUCAAUAAAUAUUACAAGUUUAAUAAAAGGAAAUUUAUAGAGAACAGAGGAAGAAAAAAUAUACUUCCGCAUGUUUGAGAAUCAUAUAUAUAUAAUACGAAGGUCAAAUUCUCAAGCGUUGGAAAGUAAUUAGAUACUUUUCGGUAUCAUUUAUUUUAUUAUUAUUUAGGUGAGUUUCUCUGGAUUUAUAUGCACUAACUAAAAAUUACAGAAUUUCAUAAAACAUACACUAUCACACUUACUUCAAAUACACGAAUUAUUUUCUUGUUGUUAAAAUCAUUUCUUUUAUUAUUGAACUCUUUAUUGUACUUGCAAUAAAUGUUAUUUUUGUGAGACUUGAUUUUGUUAAUCAAGUAGCUUAAAGUAAAUAUUAUUUAAAUUGUAAACCUUUUCUAUUAAAAAUCAAUUGGGAAACUAAAUGUAAACAAUUUGGGGGUUGAGUGAAUAAAUGUAAUCUGGUUCUAUGUUAA